Messenger RNA from Colletotrichum scovillei, 3564 nucleotides. RefSeq lists its product as uncharacterized. The transcript has a single exon. The coding region runs from base 1 to 3564 and encodes 1187 amino acids. Lineage: Eukaryota; Fungi; Ascomycota; Sordariomycetes; Glomerellales; Glomerellaceae. The record is from RefSeq and is a predicted model, not a curated record.
AUGGCCGGCCUCGAAGGCAUCGCGGGCCUCAGCCUCGCCUGCAACGUCAUGCAGCUCAUCAGCUUCGGCCACGAGGCCAUCUCGAUGUGUCGACGUAUCCACGAAAGCGGCUCCCCCGAACCUGGUCUUUCUGAACACGCCGAGAGUCUCAAAGCCGUGUGCGAUGGUUUGGAGAAGUCCUUGGGCAAAAGGCCGACGCCCGUUGCUACUACUGCUCCCACUUCCGCCGCCACCAGAGCACCGACAAUGGAAAAGCGACUUCUCGAACUUGCCGCCAAGUGUGUCAAGAAUGCCAGAGACCUGCAGGAGGAGAUGAAGUUUCUGUCUCCUAGUCAACCAGGCAAACUUGGAGCGCUGGUCGCUGCGCCAAAGAUACUGUGGCGGAAGAGGAGACUUGAGAGACUCAAGGGGAAUCUGGAUGACGCGCAGAGACUCAUGGACACGUCGGUUCUCGAGCGUCUGUUCGCCAGAGCAGAGGCACUCUACCAAGCGAACAAUAAGGGCUUUACAGAUCUGAGUAAAGAGCUCCAGCGAUUCAUCACAGACCAUGCGGCUUCGAAUAGCAUCCUUCGAACUGUCGUUGAGACACAUGCGAAGGAAAUUCAAGACCACGUCACCAUGGCAUCCUCGAAGACGCAGAAUGAAAUCAAGUCACACGUGUCCCUCAAACUUUCUAGUCAUGAGAUUUCUAUCAUGAAUCAUGUUUCAUCAUCUGCCCAGGAUGUCCAGGAUACUUUUUCACAGAGGAUGACGUCAAGAGAGGACUCAAAGGCCAAAGAACUGGCCUUCCAGCAACUUUUGAAAAGUCUCAAGUAUCCGGGAAUGAACGAGCGAAGGAACCAGAUUUCGCCAACGCACCCAAAAACUUUUCGUUGGAUCUUCAGUAACACAUUUCAGUUCAACGACUGGGAUUCGGGCAGUGACGGGGAGUCAGAAUGGCUCGCAGAAGACGAUUCCAGCACACACAGCGAUGAGCCUGCCGAGGUUGAUUCAACGAUCAUUUGGUCAGAAGAUUCAGUCGAGUCGUCGGGCAGCUUCAGAAGCUCCAAACCUUCUCUUGAAUCAACUAAGCCUCAACCUUGGGAUAGUUUCGUCGAUUGGCUGAAAGACGACCCGCGUAAAAUUUACUGGAUUAGUGGCAAACCCGGAUCUGGGAAGAGCACACUGAUGAAAUACAUCGAAACAAAUGACAGCAAUAUCAAAAGCCGCGAACCGGCUAUUCGAAUUUUAUCACAUUACCUGUGGAGACCUGGUACCUUUAUGCAACAGAGUAUAAAAGGACUGCUCUGUUCUCUGCUUCAUCAAGUUCUGUCCGAAGACGAGAGAACCUCAAUGGAAGUUUUGAAGAGGCAGCCGUAUAUAUUGAGGAAAGAUGCAGACACCGACUGGACUGCACGAGAGCUUGAGAUCACCCUUUUGUAUGUGCUACGAAACUCGGCCUACCUACACUUGGUGCUAUUGGAUGGCUUGGAUGAAGUCGCCGAUACACCAGAUGAAGGAGUUUGCCGACUUUUGAGCCUCAUAAACGACCUUGUCAUGUCAAAUCGAGUCAAAGUCUGUGUCUCUAGCCGUCCCGAGCCAGCCUUGAAGCGCGUACUCGAAAAGCACCCGAUGCUCAAGAUGCAGGAUCUGAACAAUCGAGAUAUCCACUUGCUCACGCGAGAACGAAUUGAGGCCAUGCAAUUUGACGCCAACAAUUACACGACCAACCAUUUGUCCAACCUCAUCUGUGAGAAGGCCGAAGGAGUUUUCAUCUGGGUCAUUCUGGUCUUAAACAGUCUCAAACGAGGUCUCGACAACUACGAUGAUAUGGACACUCUUUACAGUCGCGUAGAGUCCCUGCCCAAGGACCUGACGAAACUGUAUAAGGAGAUGUGGUCCCGAAUGAAGGAAGAUAGCGACCUCUAUCGAAGGAAAACAGUCUUGCUUUUUUAUAUGGCUAUUGAAUAUAAGACACACUCUGAAAGUGCUCUUAUUUGGCACGGUAACGCCAACCUCCUUGGUCUUGCCAUUUCUACAGACGAUGAGAUGCUGGAGUCCUUCAUGGCCAGUCAUGGCUGGGAGCUACCCGAUGCGGAAUUACUCUGGCAAAAGUGGCAUCGCUUAGGGAGAAGACUACCAGCGAUGUGUGCCGGACUACUGGACAUAACUAAGCCCGAAGAGGCUUUCACGUCCCCCAAUUGCAACGAAAAUAAAUUCAAGCCUUGGGGCAAAACAGGCAUUGGUUUCACGCACCGGACAGCUGUCGAUUUUAUUUGUGCCAGCGAGGAGGGUAAAGAACUUUUCGGCCCUUACGUUCCGAAGAAAGGCGACCUUGUUUCACGGGCGAUAAAGACAUACCUGAUGUUACGGCGUAUCAUCAAUAGAACAGAUAUCUCAACCAUUGCCGCUUCUAACAAAACCCAUCUGUCACUAAAAUACGACGGGACCGGAAAAUCAUUCCCGAGCUUAUGGCACUUCCAAUAUCUGGCCGAGUUUUCAUCACGCGAAACCGUACAUAAUCUGCUUUCGUUCACAUAUCAGUGUCUCGAAAUCAUAGGGCUAAACUUGGAAAAUCAGGUAUCGACAUCAGACUUAGCGAAGCCGCAUCAUCGUUUUUUAGCAAAAGCGUUCCAUAACACAGCAUUCGUCGACUGGGCCGAGGAAACACUGCAGGCAGCCACGGCAGGUAUCGAAGAAGUGACCUUAAUAGAGUCGCUUGCUCUCCGAGGCGGGUGCGAAGGCAUUGUAACUUUUGGUCCGCGUGGCAUACUAGAAGGCAAUUCUUUUCGGCUUUCAAUGAUUCAAAGAGUACUUAGAAAGUACUCGAAUACCCGACGAGGUUUGAAUGAUGAUAUCAAUCGACCACUCCAGCUGGCCUGCUACAGGGAUGUCUCAAUGGCGUGGCGUUGUGUUUUGAGGCACACUCUGGAAGUACUUUUGAGGUGGAACCGCUUCUCCUCGCUUGCGGAUGAUGCGGAACGGUCGCGAUUGUGGUCAGACAUAGUGGAGGUCAUUCAUUCCUUCUUGUCGGCAAAUGUACUGGAAGACUUCAAUGGCCAAAAGUACAUCAUUUCCAUUGAACCGUCAAACGGCCAAGUCAGUUCAAUAUCAGAACAUAUAGAUUACAGAGUGACAGCGAAGGAAGUAGAAGUUGUUUUCGAAGUUAACAACGCAGCUAUGCUAGCAGGCAUCACUGAGGCGGCUCAAAACGUUCUAGGCUCAGUCUCUCUGUCGAAACUUCCCCUAAAACCAGGGUAUUGUCCAAUAGCGUCACCAAAGCUUGUUUCUGAUCAAGGAGGACGGCCGGGGGGUUUUAGAAGUUAUAAUGAGAUUUUGCAAGACGGAAGCAUGGAUGGGCAGCGACUACUCAGGCUAAUAUUCAGUGGAAAGUUACCAACAUUAGACCACUUGAUGUCUGAAUCUGGUGGGCCCUUCGUUCUACGGGUACGAAACAUAGGUUAUCACUGGGGACAUUCCUCAGCGCUUCAAGCCGUCGGUCAUGAGCUCGGCGCCGUGAAUGAGGAUUAUAUAUGUUACCACGAUGAGCUAAGAGGAGGGGGGGGGCCUAGAGUAAUAAGAUAG